AUGUGGUUCAGGCUGAAUGAGAUUUUCCCUCCUAUGAUUCUCUUUAUAGUCUAUUUGCUAUCAUGUCAGGAUACAGUUGCAGAACACAAGAAGCUGAAAGGAUUGUCUUCCCAGAGAUCAAGAAGACAAGCUGGAGCUCUCUUACCAGUUGACUGUGAGCUGGGCCAGUGGUCAGGAUGGACUGAGUGUCUUCCUUGUCAAGAAAAAAAAUAUAGAUAUAGAGCUUUAUUACAUCCGGCCCAGUAUGAGGGAAGAAGUUGCACUGGUGAUCUUUGGGAGGAAGUACCGUGCCACCCAACAGGAACAUGUGCCCAGAGCCAAGAUUGUGGAAUGAAUUUUCGGUGCGAGGCAUCUGGCCGUUGCCUUAAAUCUGACCUUGUAUGCAAUGGAGAAGCAGAUUGUAGAGAUAAGUCUGAUGAGGCUGGUUGUGGGGAUGCUGAAAGAUUCUGUGAUGGUGAUCUACAUACAAUCCCAGGGGUCAGUGAAGCAGCUCGGGGGUACAAUAUACUUACAAAAGAAAGAGUGCAGCUAGUUUAUGAUCCUGCCUACUAUGGGGGCCAGUGUGAAUCGGUCUAUAAUGGGGAAUGGCGAAAGAUCAAAUACGAUGCUACAUGUGAACGUUUGUAUUAUGGAGAAGAUGAUAAAUAUUUCCGAAAGCCAUACAAUGUUCACUUCUAUCAGUUUCUAGCACAUGCUGAUUCUGGCUUUUCUUCUGAGUACUAUGCUGAUGCUACAGAGUUACUGAAUGCCCUGAAAAAGGAUUACUCUGAAGACGCAGGUUUUACAAUUGGCAUAGGCCCAGCCAUUGUGCCUGUCUCAUUGGACCUAGGUUUCAGUUUUAAACGGGGGGUAGGGACCCUGGAAAAUUGGACUCAGUAUGCUGCAAAGAAUGUAGGAUUUAUUCGAACACUUACUAAAAUACAAACAGCCCGUUUCAAGAUGAGAAGAGAUGAUAUAUUUCUGGAUGAAAAUAUGCUUCAGUUUCUGAUGGAUCUUCCAGAUGAAUACAACUACGGACUGUAUGCCAAGUUUAUAAACCUUUAUGGCACCCACUUCAUGACAUCCGGGACAAUGGGAGGCAUCUUUGAAUACAUCAUCAUUGUUGACAAAGAUGAAAUGAGGAGAGAAGAGGUUACAAGCAGCAUGGUAAGUGCCUGUACUGGUUUAUCAGUAGGCAUUUCAUUAACAUUUCCAUCAGAAAUCUUAACAGCUGGAUUCACGGUGCCCUAUGAAGAUUGCUCAAAAGACGGGAGUGCUUCUGAAACAAAGUCAGUUAUACUGGGUAUUAUUCCCCGGAUUCGUGGUGGAAACAAUGACUCAGUCAGCAGGCUCUUGGGAAGCUGGCAUGCCAAUGUAUAUCGUUACUGGGGGAGGUCAUUAAAACUUAAUCCCGCCAUUAUUGAUUUUGAGCUACAGCCCAUAUAUGAAAUACUGCAUAGGACCAAUCUUGCCCAUACUGAAACCAAAAGGCAAAAUUUGAAAAGGGCUUUGGGUGAAUACUUAACUGAGUUCAAUGCUUGCCGCUGUAGUCCUUGCCUUAACAAUGGUCAGCCAAUGCUGAUGAAGUCCUCCUGCAUUUGUGAGUGCCAACAAGGCUCUCAGAGUGCAGCAUGCGAGAACACGAGGUGGACAGGUCAUCCAGUACAUGGUAUGUGGACUUGCUGGUCACCAUGGACUCCUUGUCAAUCUCAGUCUCGAAGGCGAACCAGGCAGUGCACUAACCCUUCUCCUCAAAAUGGUGGAACAGCAUGUGCAGGCAGAAAUGAACUAACGGAGGCAUGCUAACAGCAUAGCAUGAGUGAAUUAGUAGGUUCUGCUGCCAAAGGGGAAAAAAUGUAUGUUUGUGUGAUGAUUCAUGCAGUUUCAUAUGUCUGAUAUGCUCCUAGGAAAUGCUCUAACAUAGUGAAAUAAAAAGUAAGAUUCUUGAGGACUAGCUGCACUGCGCAAAAGUAUCAGCAGCAAA
This is a messenger RNA of Gekko japonicus, 1963 nucleotides long. It is a transcript of the gene C8A, whose product is annotated as complement component 8, alpha polypeptide. Lineage: Eukaryota; Metazoa; Chordata; Lepidosauria; Squamata; Gekkonidae. Gene Ontology annotation, molecular function: protein binding. The record is from RefSeq and is a predicted model, not a curated record. The coding region runs from base 1 to 1785 and encodes 594 amino acids. The transcript has 12 exons. Gene Ontology annotation, biological process: immune response. Gene Ontology annotation, cellular component: membrane attack complex.